This is a messenger RNA of Spea bombifrons (plains spadefoot toad), 1069 nucleotides long. It is a transcript of the gene PPP1R35, whose product is annotated as protein phosphatase 1 regulatory subunit 35. The record is from RefSeq and is a predicted model, not a curated record. Gene Ontology annotation, biological process: negative regulation of phosphatase activity. Bases 1 to 861 code for a protein of 286 amino acids. The transcript is spliced from 5 exons. Gene Ontology annotation, molecular function: phosphatase binding. Lineage: Eukaryota; Metazoa; Chordata; Amphibia; Anura; Pelobatidae.
AUGGCGGCGAGGAUACCAAUAUGGCGGAACUUCCGGUACGUUACCGUCACAACCAAGCGACGCUUCCUCCAUCUCUAUGGUAUAAACGGCUGGGAGAGACGGGGAGAAUCGGCGGCAGCAACGGGGACCGGGGGAAUGACGUGUGAGAUGCCCCACGACAGGCCGUACGCCCCCAGAGACUACGCAGAGGACGACCUCCUCCCGGCCCGCUCAGCUCCGCAGCCCCUCUGCGCGGGUCCCGGUCGGACCGACUCUCACCCGCUGCUAGACAUUUCCCUGACGCCCGACAAAGGAGGGGGGAUCCUGCGCAAAGACAGCUCAGAGCGCAGACGCGGCCGGAGGCAGGUGCGCUUUGAGGUCAGUAAUGAGCCGAAGCCUGGGCUGAGGUCUGUGCAGCAUGAGGGCCCGUCCGCGGGGCCCCUGGAGGUCCCCAGGAUGCACAGCAGUGAGGUCUUGCGGCAGGAGGUGCGCAGAGAGUCCCAGCAGGAGUUUGACGCUGAGAGAGCCGUGCAGAGCGAGCUGGGCCGAUCCUACAGAGCGCGGCGGAGCGUGGAAAGCGAGGCAGCCAGAGCCCUGAACGUGGGCCGCGUGCACAGUCUGUAUCAGGGCCUGGUGAGCGUGGAACCUCCUGCGGAACAAAUACAGAGACUGACCGAGAAGCAGCGGAAACCAUCUGAUCUCAAGCAGGUCACCUCCAGCGAGGGCCCGGAUCUUUCUGCCUUUUCCGGACUGUGUGAGCGAUUUACAGAGACUCCGUAUCUGGGUGUGGAGGGUCUACCGCCCCUCGCCGCAGCCCCCCGUCCGAGGCCUUCACGCUGCUCGUUUGACAUGUUCCACAAGCUGGGGCAGUGGGCAUCUUAGCAGCCGGCACCUGCCCCUGCCCUGCUGGGGGUAAACACGGACGGUGGAUAGGCCGGGCAGGUGGCGGAGCGGGGGAGACGCCGUCACGUCCGUCCCGCUGAACUUAUUUUUAUAUUUAUUGAUAUUUAAGAUUCUGAUGGUUUUUGGAUGAAACUUUAUUUUUUUUUAUACAUAACAAAUAAAUAAAGAAGUGCAGCUCCGAGCAGCC